CAUUUCUUCACUUCGUAACCCUCCCAGUUGCCCAGUGGGACAGUUGGGUCUCAGCAUCUCUAACAGCUCCGUCAAGAACACAAGACAACCAGCAAGCAACAAUGAGCCAGUCCUACUCGUCCUCGGCCCAGUCCGCCUCCUCCUACCGCCGUACCUUCGGCUCUGGCGUCGGCUCCAGCCCGAUGUCCUCCCUGUUUACCUCUGGCGGAGGUGGCCGCAGCUCCUCUUCGAGCCACAUGUCCAAAAGAGUCUAUGAGGUCAAGAGCUCCGGCAUACCCUCCUUCUCUAGCUACAGGGUGUCCUCAGGCGCCGGGGGAGCAGGGUUCGGCUCUUCUGCAGCCAUGCGCACCUACGCUGGCGAGAAGCUGGACUUCAACCUGGCCGACGCCAUGAACCAGGACUUCCUCAACACAAGGACCAACGAGAAGGCCGAGCUCCAACACCUCAACGACCGCUUCGCCAGCUACAUCGAGAAGGUGCGCUUCCUGGAGCAGCAGAACGCGGCGCUGACCGUGGAGAUCGAAAAGCUGAGAGGCCGCGAAGGGCCCGGCCGCGUGGCCGAGAUGUACGAGGAGGAGAUGAGGGAGCUGAGGAGGCAAAUCGAGGCUCUGUCCAACCAGCGUGCUCGCGUGGAAGUGGAGAGAGACAACCUGGCUGAUGACCUGCAGAAACUCAAGCUCAGGCUGCAGGACGAGAUUCACCAGAAGGAGGAGGCUGAGAACAACCUCUCUGCUUUCAGAGCCGAUGUCGACAAUGCCACUCUGGCCAGGCUGGACCUGGAGAGGCGCAUUGAGAGUCUGCAGGAGGAGAUUGCCUUCCUGAAGAAGAUCCAUGAAGAGGAGAUCCGCGAGCUGCAGAGCCAGAUGCAGGAUACUCAGGUGCAGAUCCAGAUGGACAUGUCCAAACCAGACCUGACUGCUGCUCUGAGGGACAUCCGCAUCCAAUACGAGGGCAUCGCCGCGAAGAACAUCGCAGAGGCCGAAGAGUGGUACAAGUCUAAGGUGUCUGAUCUGAACCAGGCCGUGAACAAGAACAACGACGCUCUGCGCCAAGCCAAGCAGGAGACCAUGGAGUACCGACACCAGAUCCAGUCCUACACCUGUGAGAUCGACUCUCUCAAGGGCACUAACGAGUCUCUGAUGCGCCAGAUGAGAGACAUGGAGGAGCGCAUGGGCCGUGAAGCUGCUGGUUAUCAGGAUACCAUCACCAGACUGGAGGAGGACAUCGCUAAGAUGAAGGAUGACAUGGCUCGUCACCUGAGGGAAUACCAAGACCUCCUCAACGUGAAGAUGGCCCUCGACAUCGAGAUCGCCACCUACCGCAAGCUGCUGGAGGGAGAGGAGAGCAGGAUCACUACCAAUGUGCCCAUGCAGUCUGCUUACUCCUCCAUUGGAUUCAGAGAGACCAGUCCAGAGUCCCAGCAUCAGCGCGCCUCAGAGGUUCACUCCAAGAAGACGGUGCUCAUCAAGACCAUCGAGACCCGCGACGGCGAGGUCGUCAGCGAGUCCACACAGCACCAGCAGGACAUCAUGUAAACCAGAGAAGCAACACAAAGAUACUAGAAAUCAUUUAAAAAAUACAAAAAAAAGACAUUUUCCUACCACUGCUAGCAGGGUUUAUAGUUUUAGCCUCUGAAAGGAACAUGAUGUUGAACAUGGGAUGUAAAAGGAAACAGCAGUAUGCACCGUUAGAAGACCUGAUGUAGACUAGAUCAGCAGUAUGGGUACAGUACUCUGCCUUUAGCCUGGCUUUAAUAAAGGUCAUUCCAGGAAUUAUGCCUGAUUGGUUUAACUUUUCCUUCAUUACAAGUUGAAUUUGAUUUUGUCAUUUCUUAUCUGCAAGAGUUUAAGAAGAGCUGAAAGAAAAGUGAGAUGAUCUUCGGCCUGAAAUACGUCAGAAUGAUGGAGGAGGAGAGUUUGAGCUGUCGAGCAUGUGCAGGGUCUUUGAUUGUAAAUGUACGGGGGACAGAUGAUGCUGCUCUGCAACGCCCUAAAAAUCUCCUAAUAAAGACAUUUGUUAUCA
Molecule: messenger RNA, 2022 nt
Organism: Cheilinus undulatus (humphead wrasse)
Lineage: Eukaryota; Metazoa; Chordata; Actinopteri; Labriformes; Labridae
Gene: desma
Product: desmin a
Exons: 10
Coding region: 102-1535 (477 amino acids)
Biological process (GO): skeletal muscle organ development
Cellular component (GO): intermediate filament; sarcolemma; cell-cell junction
Source: RefSeq, a predicted model, not a curated record